AUGAAAAAAUUUGUGAAAAAAGUAAAUUCUGCCGAAAAACUUCUUGCUAAUUACUACCAAAAAGAAAGAAAAAGACAAAAAAAUACGCUCAAUUUAAUUGCUUCCGAAAAUUAUCCCUCUAAAAAAGUUUUAACUUAUAGCGGUUCUUUAUUAAUCAAUAAAUAUGCGGAAGGUUAUCCCCAGGCUCGUUAUUAUCAAGGUUGCCAAAAUAUUGAUAAAAUUGAAGAGUUGGCCAUUGAUUUAGCCAAGAAAUUGUUUAAGGUGGAAUACGCUAAUGUUCAACCACAUUCCGGCUCCCAAGCCAACCAAGCAGUUUAUUUAGCCCUUUUGAAACCAGGUGAUAAAAUACUAAGUUUAAAUUUACUGGCUGGGGGUCAUUUAACCCACGGAGCAAAGGUAAAUUUUUCCGGAACUUUUUAUCAAGUUCAUCACUAUAAUUUAGACCCCGUUAGCCAAAAACUAAAUUACCCAGAAAUUGACCAAAUGACCCAAGAAAUUAAACCUAAAUUAAUCAUUGCUGGUUAUAGUGCUUACAGUUUAAAAAUUGAUUUUGCCCAGUUUCGUAAAAUUGCUGAUAAAAUCGGAGCUUAUUUAUUAGCCGAUAUUGCUCAUGUGGCCGGACUGGUAGCGGUCGGUUUGUUCCCCAGUCCCGUUCCUUACGCGGAUGUGACCACUUUUACUACGCACAAAACCUUAAGGGGGCCACGGGGAGCAGUAAUUUUGACCAAAAAAGAAUUAGGAAAAAAAAUUGAUAAAGCAGUUUUUCCCGGCAAUCAAGGGGGACCAAAUUUAGCCAUCAUUGCGGCCAAGGCCCAAUGCUUUUACGAAGUUUUACAACCCGCCUUUAAAGUCUACCAGAAAAAAGUAUUAGAAAAUGCCCAAAUUAUGGCUGACUAUUUUCAAAACCAAGGGGUUAAAGUAAUUAGCGGUGGCACGGAAACGCACUUAUUAUUAAUUGAUACCAAGAACAGUUAUAACCUAACUGGCAAAGCAGCGGCGGAAAAAUUAGAAAAAGCGGGAAUUAUUUGUAAUAAAAAUAUGCUUCCCUACGAUGAGGAAAAACCCUGA
Funneliformis geosporum is the source of this 1068-nucleotide messenger RNA. The record is from the annotation of a GenBank genome assembly. NCBI's taxonomy places the organism in Eukaryota, Fungi, Glomeromycota, Glomeromycetes, Glomerales, Glomeraceae.